CAGCACUAAUAACGUUUGACUGUGAAUGACUAGCUAUCAAGAAUUGCGCCAUUUAUCAAUAACAAAUUAAAUUCAUGUUGUGAAAUGUCGGCCUGCAGUGCUACGGAAAUAGCUGAAAAGAGGCGCAUUGCCUUAGCCAAACUGCAAGCCAAGAAGACCCAAUUGUCCACAUCUCCGAAAAUUCCAUCUGCCGCUUCAACAGGUUCGGCUCAGCUGACCGCCAAACCAACAACAAAUUUCUAUAGAUCUCCACCAGCACCACCGGCAGAGAAGAGCAAGCAAAACCCAGCAGUUAGUUUAGGCAACAAUAACCAGGGCUCCUCCUUUCUCAAUGCUCUCAAAGCUAUUAAACAAACAUCCUCAAGGGAAUUGAGUAGAGCAUCAGCACAUCCUUACCAGCGUCCCAAUGGAAGCUCCAAGCCCACAUUAAGACUGAGUCCGGAAAAAGAGAAGCCCGCUGGAUUAGCUCCCGUCUUUGUAAAUGCCAUUAAUUGCCGUGUCUACCUCCUUAGUCCACAACGUUUCGCUGUCCAUACCUCCGGCUACAAUGAGCAACUUAUUGCCGUUUUUAAGAAUAUGCCCAGCAAAUCGUAUGAUACCACCACAAGAAUCUGGGAUUUCGCUCUAACUGACUAUCAGCUCUUGCAAAAGCAUGUCAGUGACUUGAAACCUCAUGUGAUCAUUGGUACCAUACCCAAAAAGUUGUUGGAUUUGUGUCAGCAACCACCUGUAGAUCCAGAAUGGAGUGUCUUGGCCUCAUUAGAACCCAGUCUGAAUGAGAAAUUGAUGCCAUUUCAAAGGGAAGGCGUUUGUUUUGGCAUUGCCCAAAAAGGUCGCCUCAUGAUUUGUGAUGAGAUGGGUUUAGGUAAAACCUAUCAGGCAUUAGCCAUAGCCGAUUACUUCAAAGAUGACUGGCCUUUGCUUAUUUGCACAACAGCAUCCACUCGCGAUGCUUGGGCCCGCUACAUUGGGGAACUGCUACCUUCCGUUGCCCUGCAUUACGUUCAAGUCCUCAACAAUAAUCAGCAAUAUGUGGGCGAAGCUAAGGUUUUGAUAACCAGCUACAACAUGAUGGAGCGACAUGCGGAUAAGUUGAUGCAACGUAAAUUUGGUGUCCUAAUAUUUGAUGAAUCGCACACGCUAAAAAGUGGCAAAGCCAAAUGCACCACAGUGGCCAAAAGGUUGGCAGAUCAAGCAAAGCGCGUGGUGCUAUUAUCAGGAACACCAGCUCUGUCACGUCCUUUGGAAUUGUUCACCCAACUACAGAUGAUUGAUGGCAAAUUUAUGAGUUUUAUGGAAUUUACUACUCGUUACUGUGAUGGCAAACAAACGCAUUUCGGAUGGGAUGCUCAGGGACAAUCGAAUUUAGAUGAAUUAAAAGUGUUAUUAAAACUAAAGUACAUGGUGAGACGCACCAAGUCCGAGGUUUUGCCAGAGUUGGCUGAGAAAAAUCGUGAAACUGUUAUCCUGGAUCCUGCACUUGUGUGGACCAACGAUGAAACUAAAACCAGUUUAUCUGAUUUCACGAAACAACUCCAAACGAGUAAAGGCAAAUCCAUGGAAGAGAUUUUAUUACGUUUCUAUGCUCGCACUGCCGAAGUGAAAACCCGUGCUGUUUGCGCAUAUUUGAAAACAUUAAUCAAAGAGAAAAUCAAGUUUAUUAUAUUUGCCCAUCAUCGAAUAAUGCUAGAUGCAAUCUGCGAUUGUUUAAGUACUCUAAAGGUUCACUAUAUACGGAUUGAUGGUUCAACACGGAGCGACCUUAGAGCUGAUUUUGUUGAAACAUUCCAAAAGAAGAGUAGCUGCCAAGUUGCAGUUCUAUCGUUAAAGGCGUGCAAUUCCGGUAUUACCCUGACGGCAGCUGAAAUGAUUAUAUUUGCCGAACUGGACUGGAAUCCAAGUACCCUGGCCCAAGCGGAGAGUCGUGCCCAUCGUAUUGGGCAGACAAAACCAGUGAUAUGUCGAUAUUUGAUGGCUCAUCAAACUGCCGAUGAUACAAUUUGGAAUAUGCUAAAGGCCAAACAAGAUGUCUUAAGUAAAGUGGGCAUAUUUGCUGAAAAUCUUCAAAAGGCCACACACACAUCGGCGCCUACAAUGUCAAAAAAAAUGGACGAGUACUUUUCCCCAGCUAAGUCUACAUCUAAUGCUGGCACCAUUAAAAAAUAUCUAUCGCCAGCUCCCAGUGAGGCGAAUAACAAUAAUAAUAAGAGCUCCAAGAUGGAGGAUGAUAUCGCUGCCUUUUUCAACGACGAUGAGGAUGACGAAGCUUUUAUGGACUUGGUUAUUUAAUUAGUUGACUUCUUUGUUUUUUUUUGUCGUUUAAGUUGAUUAUUGUUCAGUGAAUUAAAUAAGUUUGUGUUAGGCAUGCGUAUCAGAUUGUAA
Molecule: messenger RNA, 2382 nt
Organism: Drosophila willistoni
Lineage: Eukaryota; Metazoa; Arthropoda; Insecta; Diptera; Drosophilidae
Gene: Marcal1
Product: SWI/SNF-related matrix-associated actin-dependent regulator of chromatin subfamily A-like protein 1
Exons: 7
Coding region: 85-2289 (734 amino acids)
Biological process (GO): DNA repair; replication fork processing
Cellular component (GO): nuclear replication fork
Molecular function (GO): ATP binding; ATP-dependent chromatin remodeler activity
Source: RefSeq, a predicted model, not a curated record